AUUAGUUAUAUUCAAACUGUUACAAUAAAGUUAAUAUUACAUUUCUUAUUUUAUCUUAAAUUAACUUAUUCCUGGCUAAGUCGCACGCAGUUCUAAUAAUCUUGUCACGUGCGGCGUGAACGCCAAUAAAACCCUAAGUCCUUAAAAAUAAAACCGCACGGACAGUAUAUUUUCUCUCUAAAUAUUUGUUAAACACGGUUGUAAACAUUGUAAACAUUCCACGGACAUAAUGUCCGUGCAAUAAUCUGAUAAUAUAAAGCAGCCCUAAGGAAGUAUCACGUAGUGCCAGACCUUCUUGAGCCAGACCUGAGUUUAUCGACCGAGCCUCGAUAGAUCGAUAAACAAUUUUAUUUAAUAGAUCGAUAAUCGACUUUGCAAUUGCGUAAUAAUUACGUUCGUCAGGACUCUUUAUCUCAAGCGACAGAUAGACGCUUCCCACUGUAAAAAUCAACUGAUAAUUCGCAGCACGAACAAAUCGAAUCGCAAUUUAGAGUUCGUUCGAUUUUAGAUAGGAUGAACUGGGAUGAACGAAAUGCGAAAACAUGGAAAACGAGCGCAGAGAAAAAUGGUAGAACGUGGUAACUGUUGCGAUUGGAGUAUUCCCUCUAUGUAGACAUGUGCAUCAAGACGAAGGGUGGUAGGAAUACGGACCCGGAGUCGGCAAUAUGGCUGACCAGAGGUGCAUAGGCAGGGUGUCGGGGUGGUGUUAGUGCUGUACGUUAUUUAUGUCGAACUACCGUAAAUCUUGUCCGAAUCUUGCGUGUUUUCAUGGAAUCGGUGAUAUACUGUGCAGAAGCAGGAAUACGGCUUGCAUGAAGGCAUAGCAUACGCUUCCAAGCCAAACAAACAUGAACGAAGUGAGCAUAUCGUCCGCUCGUGCAUCGGUAAUGGUGUACGAUGACGUUAACAAGAAAUGGGUACCGAGUGGCACCUCCUCUGGACUCUCCAAAGUUCAGUUGUACCAUCAUCAAAUGAACAAUACGUUUCGCGUGGUGGGGAGAAAGUUGCAGGAUCACGAAAUCGUCAUCAACUGCGCGAUCCUCAAGGGAUUGAAAUACAAUCAGGCGACAGUCACGUUUCAUCAAUGGCGAGAUAACAAGCAAGUAUACGGUCUGAAUUUCUCCAGUAAGGACGACGCCGACGCAUUUGCCAGAGCGAUGCUGCAAGCGCUCGAUGUGUUGAGCAAUGGAAGCAACAUAUCGAGGAGCCUCGCUCCCGCGGUUGGCUCGACGACCCAGCAACAGCCCGUCUUUCAGCAACAGCAACAACAGAGUAACGCUCAAUACGACGAGGACAUGGGGUACAGAACCAUGACCAGGGAAGACGUGGCGAUAAUUCAAGAACGCAGAAUGUCACAACAAAGUCAAGCCACCAACAGUCCAAACGCAAUUUCUCCGAGUUGCCCCAUCGCGACACAGCAGCAGCAACAGCAACCGCCAUCGCAACAGCAGCAACAACAGUUGCCCCAACAGGCUGUGCAACAAUCCCAACAGCCGGCUGCACCGCCUCAGCCUCAACAACAGCAGCAACAGCAUCAGGUGCAGCAACAGCAACAACAACCGUUGCAGCAGCAACAAUCCGGUCAUCAUAGAACUUCGUCGGCACCGCCAGCACCGCAGCCUCAACAACAAUCCGUGAUGCAGUCGAUACAACCUGUCGGCGGGAUGGGAACGGGAGGCGUGCAAAUGUCGAGCGGCGGUGUACCGCCUAUUCCACCUCCUCAGCCCCCGAUCGCGUCGUCCAUUCCGCCGUGUCCACCUGCGAUGAUGAAUUUCAACGCGCCGGUACCACCGCCUCCGAUGAUGAUGAAUCAGUACGCACAGUCUCCGUCGUCCCAAUCGAACCUGCCCAAUCAGUCUCAAGCUCAAUCGAUUUACGGUAGCAAUCAAGGGAAUCAGUAUGGCACCGCGCCGAAUAGUAAUCAGUACGCGGCCGCUACCGUAGUCGGGCAAAGUUCCUGCCAGUAUCCUGCUGGAAGUCAGAAUAAUUUUUACGGUAACAACGGUCAGGUGGGCAAUUCGUAUCCGAGCGGUCAGCCGGGACCAGCGAACGCCGGUGGAAGCCAAUUCGGAAGUAGCAAUUCGAUCGGUCAGUACGCUAGUAGCGGAACAGCAACGACCGGUCAGUACGGAGUCGUGGUCGGCGUGAACGUCGCCCAACAAAAUCAGUCUCAAUACAGCGUUGUAUCCCAGACACAGGCACAGACACAGGGACAGUACGGGCCCAGUCAAGUACAGACAGCUCCGAGUGCCACGAAUCCGUACGGGACACCCUCGAACUCGGUGAAUCAGUACAGCAGUGGUAGCGGUCCCGGUAGCGGUCCAGCCGGUGGCAGUCACGUGCCACCGGUCAAUGCCAACGUUUACGUCCCCGUCGGCAACGGAGGUCCUCAACCACCGCCUAUGGGUCCGUUGAUUGGUCCUGCCGCUCCUCCUCCACCUCCACCACCACCCGCACCAAACUCAAACUCCAUUAGCCUAAACCCACCGUCUGCCGGGUCUGGUUCCACCGGAUCGGUGGUCACCAGCAACAACGAUCCGCCUCCUGACAUCAACUCGUUGGCUGCUGCCCUUCAAGCGGCUCGCCUGAAGAAAAAGCAGUCGUCGCAACAACCGGUUGAGAACAGUGGAUCGAGUACCAGCAGCAGUGGAAGCGUUGGAGGCGGUGGAAACUACGGUACGCUGGGAAGGGGCGGAGGUGGAGGUAUGGCUUCCAUGAUGGACGAGAUGGCGAAAACCUUGGCGCGUAGACGAGCCGCCGUCGAGAAGAAACAACCAGAUCCGCCACAGGAACCCGAAAGCUCGCCCGAUAAAAAGUGGGACAAAAAUAACUCGAAUAAUAAAUUUUCAAACGGCGCCGAAUCGCCGAAAUCUGUACGCAAGAGGUUUGGCUCUGCAUCCGAGGACACUCUUCUGAAAGUAAACGGCGUUAACGAUGGAGCUGUGCUCACUGCCCAAGAAAUGGAUGCGUUUAAGGCGGAGAUCAUCAAGGAGGUUCGCAAAGAAUUUCAAAAGAUGAAGCAGGAAAUCGUGGACGCGGUCAGAGCGGAACUGAGCAGAAGAUAAAGAUGCGACGUGGACCAGUUUCGAGCGUAACGGAGAGAAAUGAAGAAUUCUACUAUCGCGUAGAAACGAUCAGCCGAAACGAUCACAUCGACAGCCGUACACAGGUUUUUUUUACUACGAAUCCGCGAGAAAUGGAGUGGCGUUAUACCCCGUGUAUAUCAGACACGUUUGUGCGUAAGUACGUUACAAUAUAACCUAGCGUUCUAAGCGAACCGUAUCCUAAUCGUUGUUUGCUAGAUCAAUGGCAAGCAACGUCGACUUUAUCGGAUAAAAUCGAUUUUAACUAUGCCAAUUCAACGCACAACAAAUUUCGGAACAACUAUUACGUUCGAAUGCGUAUUUAUCUUCGAUGGGAUCGUACAAUGUAUCGUUUAACGCUAACGAUUGCCGUGCUCCUUAUUCGGUCAAGUAUUAUACCUAGUUAAAACUAUGGGUAACCUGAUGGCGAUCCUAUGCACGGUCGAAGAACGCGCGUUUUUAUCGAAUUUAUCGAUCGAAUUCGAUACAAUCGGAAACCCGUAAAGAUUUCCGAAAAGAUUCUUUCUAGUCCAACCCUUUGAGUGAUGAAUACUCCCAGCGCGCGCCUAGCUGGGCAGGGAAGACUUCUUUCCUAGCGUGAUCACUGUCGAUUGAAUGCACAAGGUACAACUAAUUUAUAAUCGUAACUCUUUUACGUAAAAUUAAACGGUACAGGAAAAUAUAUCGAGACGCAGACUGUGCGCGGAAGUCUAAACAUUUGAACUUGACGAAUAUAACAACAAAAAUUAUGGGAAACUUUAUACCCACAUUAUAAACAACACUCAAAGGGUUAAAAGAAAAUGUGCAUCAUCCAAUUCGUUCGCGUUUACAUUUCUCCGUGACGCUUAUCUCCGGUUCCCCUUUCUGACUUCACGUUCCGCACGACAAUUUCCAAGGAAAACUCGAGAAUACUCAUCGUUGCACUAAUUUCGAGUCUUUCGUACAGAUAUACCACCGACACUACCACACAUCCGUGUACAGAUUACAUUAAAUACGCACAGCUCGAUACAUUCUAAGACAGGCAAAGUUUCGAUACCGCAUGAAGUACGAUAGAAGAGAAAAAGUUAAAAAAAAAAAAAGAGAGAGAACAUAGAGAAUAGAAUUACGAAGUGGUCAUCGAUGGACUACCGGCGAUUUAACGAACAGAACGGAUUCUCGAAUGGUUUCGAGAAUCCCGACGCACACUUAUAUAUUCGAACGGUAACCGAUUAUACCGAUGUUUGUAUUUUACGCAGGGCUGCGAUCGCUAUAAAUUCCAAAAGAAAGAAUCCAAUGCAUGACAGAGCGAUUCCGUCUUUGCUACCGAUAUAUUGUAUAUUACUCUCCGUUCUUAUAUUUUUUUAUCGUCUCUCGUAUGAUUCUCACGGACAAUGAGAAGAAAGAAAAAAAAAAACAAGACAAACAAAUUAACGUUGCAGUUCAUAUAUAUUCUAUGUACCUAUUAAUAUAGCCGUAUACAUAAUAUAUACGCUGAUCUGUACCGGUUUAUUGGCAUUUAUUGCAAUUAACGAAAAAAGGAAAUAUCAUCAACGUCACUCGAUGUAGAAUAAACGAUGCAAUUACGACGCGAAUGAUACUCGAUACAAUACGAUACGAUAACGACGCGAUACGCUUGAUGCACACGUAUCUAAAACUCGAAUAACGCGUGAAACGAAUGGCGAAUCAACAAUUCGUUCCACGUGCAUACGUCUAUUCUUUCUAUUUUUUUUUCUUUUCUUUUUCAUAUUUGUUCUUUCCUUUUUUAAAUGUUUUUUUUUCCACAUUUCGCAAGAAAGAUUUUUAACGACUGAUUAAUAAAUUAAUGAAUUAAGAAUCGCGACGACGAUAAAACGUUGUCAAAUUUUGUGUCUGACUAAAUCGAAGUAAUCGUCUUUUUAUUCUAGGCGUACCUAUAUAAGUAUUAUCAGCUCUAAAUUUUUAAUCUCGUUCUAUGCAACAAUGUCUAGUCGUAUAAGAUAACCAAGGAGCGGAAUCGCAACGUUCUCAUCAGAAAUAGGCACGACCGAAGUUUACGUUUCGAAGUGUGUGACACCUAUCGACGAGGGUACGCGAAUAAACUCUUUCAAUCCUAUCUACAUUCACCGGUUCGUCGCAACAACUGGUGCGUUAGCUUGUGCCGUGGGUCGAAAUUUUUCGAAAGAAAUUUGUUAACCACUUCUAAAUGCUCAAUAAAAGAAAUUACGCACAAAAAGCUUCACUACUUGGAACCACUUCUGCAUUCGCCAACCGAACAAUUAAAAUUCCGACACGACUUAUGGCACAAGCCGAUACUUUGAUAUCGCCGCGCGAACACAUCUUUACAGUUCGUCAUUAGUUUCCUAAACGCGACAUCUCGCACAAAUAAUUACCAGGCUCGUACGCGAUUCGCUUUAUUUUCGCUCGAUUCGUUUCCCCAUCCUCGAAUCGCGCAUUUCACGUACGCAGAAACUCUGACGUAACGAUCUUCCAGUACGACAGUAUUCGCUAUUCAUAGACAAGCUUAAUGUGUAUAAAAAUUAAGGAAUGAUAAUUUUACAGUCUCGAACUUUCGUUUAUUCGCGUUUGGAGUUGUUGUUUCAGCGUCAUCCUCUUGGAGUCUCUGAAUGUCACGAUUGGAUUCACAAGCGUAAAAUCAUAUCCUUUUUAUAUUGUACAAUUUAUUUUUUAAAUUUGAUACUGUGGUCCUCAGAGACCAACGCUCGACGUCUUAGUAUGUAAAACUAAUUUAUUAAAGUUAAUGUAUAAAGAAGUGGAGCUAUCACUAGCGAGCUGAAAAGAACGUCUAAUGGUUUAGAAUUACGAUGGUGUAUAAUGAAUCCAUCAAGUUAAUUGUUAAAUUAAGAAGAAUCGAAUCGACGUGUAUGAUGUAUAUAAAAUUAGAUUGGCAACCAAAGGCUUGUUCUUAGUAUUUAACAUUAUAAUCGUAACAUUGAUAGGUUCUUUCGAUGGCGCUGGAAGAAACAGUUUAAACGUAAAUGACUAGCCACGCCACGGGUGCAAAAUUAUCAUCCUUUAAUUAGUGUUCGUUAUCACUCUCCCAUAUCGACUGCUAGCCUACGUCGGGUGUGUAAUUAAGCUGAACGGGAGGCGUGUUCAAGGUGAACCCACGGAACGUAUAGAGAGACAAUUAAGCGACGAGCACUCGCGUAAGGUUCCUUUGAACAUUUUUAAACGACAAAUAGCAAGAAAACAAAAAAAGUAAAAGAAAAAACGUCGCGAUAGCGCGUCAAACGACGAACAAACGAACGGAGAGAUUUCGUUGAGACAAAUUGUGUUUUCCUACGCAUGUUGUACUCGCAUGUUUGCGCGUAUGUUUUAACGAUGCUCAAAUCACCCCUCGAUCGAUCGUCCUGGACGCAUGGAUCGAGUUAAACGCACUCGCACGAGAUUACGUGCACGUGUACCCAAUUGUAAACGAUUUUUCUACGAGAAAGAAUUGUUCAACCGGCGUUUGUAUUCCGUCGAAGGUACAUUUUUCUUCGUUGCUUUGUAAGCCCCCCUCUACGAAAUAGCGAAAACGCGUUGCAUGGUAUUCUUGAAACAACGACACGUCGACUCGAGGCAUGACUCGAGCAUUGGCGAUUCGUUCGAGGUUGGAGGAGGUAAAGGAAGCAAAAAAGAAAAAGAAAAAGAGAAAAAACACUACGUUCUAAGUAAUUAGUUAUACAAGCGAGAACAGGUAUAAGAGUGCACGCGUGUAUGCGGAGAGAAGUGUGUCUGUCUGCUCGCGGGUAAACGCGCGAGGAUUGUACGAAUUCGCACGGGGUACGAGAAACCAGUUAACCGAGAAUUAAAAUGAAAAAAAAAAUACAAGCGACUAGUAUUAGAUGCAUUUAUAUUGUAUUUAAUAUAUGUAUAUUUAUAUAUAUACAUAUAUAUCAUAGAUGGAUAAUUUUAAUAUGGCAAGAUAAACGCGCGAGCAUUAAGAGUGUUUGUUACGAUUGCAAUUAUUUAAGGAAGCGCGGGAAAGCAUGGGCGAUAAAUGAAUCGACGGUUGCUCUUUUGCGACGACGACGAGAAAAAAGAACGUGUCGAGGAAAUUAUACCAUAAUGUCCAGGGCCAUUAUAAACGGCGUGUAUUAUAAUUAAUGUGCCGGAAAAAUAAAUACACGUGUGACAGGACGAAUUACGAGUGGAACGCUAUUUUAUAUGUAUCAUCAGGCGGCGGAAACGGCGACGAAAGAUAAAUCCACGUGUAACUCGAUUUCUUUGCCACCAAUACCCCCCCCCCCCCCCCCCCACAAUCACUCGUGGUUCCGUAACGUGAUCGCGAUUAGCGUUGAUUAUCAUUUUUAUUCGAAACGAUCAUUUCUGUACAUACAUACGCAUACAUACAUACAUAAAUAAAUAAGUGAACGCACGCGCGCCGCUAGUUGAAGAUAAUGCUCCGUUUUGCUCGACCAUCGCGUUUCGUCGCCGUUUCCUGUUCGUUGCUCGUGCGCGGGAUUUCGAACGCGAGGGAAAGCUUGGUGCCUAAACCGAUAUCCUGUUAGAGCCUACGAUUCUGUACGCGUAUUAACCCUUUGUACUCGAAGUGUUCCAAGGCAUCGACGAAGAUGGUUGUUGGACUCGAAGCGUGCCCCUCUAACACCCCAAUGGCGGUGCCCCUUGUUUCACGCGUGUUUAAACCUUCUCAUCUCUGUUCAGAAUGUUUCGAUAAAUGUAUUAUACGAAUUGUACAAUUUAUUUUUUGAAUUCGAUGCGGCUCAAUGUCGGUUUUAACGCGUAUUUAUAAUUACACUCAUUAACACUUAUUGUACGGGACUAAUUCAGCGCAGAUGUUCUUCCUAACACUGAUUAACUCAGCCGAGAUAGGGUUAAUACACGAGUAUUCAUGGUUGAGCGCGAUUCAACACGCACUGUUAUUUUCACGUGCCAAUAUGCAAUCCAACCAUUUGUUAUUUGUUCAUUACCGCUAUGUUCACGUGCUAUUCAACCAUUUGGUAAAUUUAAUUUGUUGUAAGGGGCAUUAUUUAUAAUUAAACGUGUUUUAUAGUUAUACGUUUAUAUAUUAAUUAUACAAUACUAUGCAAUAAGUACACGCUAUAAUUUUGCAAUACAUUACGCAACGAUACAUUACUAGAUCAACGAUACAUAUCAUCGUUUCGACUGUUGAAAUAAUCUUUUAUAUCCAGUUGGUCUUUGUUAAACAAGUUGUGAUAAAAAUGGGAAAGUAAGGAUAAUUGAUAUCGAAGAUGUUGACAGCGAAAGACAGAUGACAAAUUGUUAACGGGUGAAAAUAACAGUGUUACGAUAUUCUUAACUAUAUACAUGCGAAAUGAGGAGCAGAGGCACGCGUGCGUUAUUAUCGCGUGGAAUAACGUCGGGUGUUAAAACGCGUACAGCCUUAAGUUCAAAUGCGAGACAGGAGGCUCCCCAGUCCAAGAAAGAAAGCACAAUCGUUCGAAAACGCACAGCAACCAAGAACAAUGUAUGAUCAGCAUGAAACGUAGCAUCGAAAAGCAUUUGCCCGAGCGUCUCGAUGCAAAACGCGCGUGAGAUCUAACCGCGAGAAGGAGAACAGCCUAUCGCCACGCAGCUCGCGAUAAAAGCCAUUUGUGCAGAAGCUAGGGUUGCCAACAGUGUCGAGUGCGUGAAUUUCACGUUAUCCUGUUUUUUAGAAAUAAUAAAAGUUGUAAAUGAUAGGUAAGGGCAAUCUCUUGUAUGAAAAUUAAUAAUAUUAAUCGUUAUUAAUUAAUUCGCAAAAGAUUCUACUUACCGAUCAUUAUCCAGUAUUAUAUAUAUUUUUAUCCGGAUGAGAUUAUACGUUACAGAGAGAUCACCAUUUUCUACUUUUAUAUAUUUUUAUACUUUCCACUUUUUAUACUUAUACACGUGUCAUUCCGGCAAACGGGCCAAUAUUAUUAAUUUAUCCGUGAGAUUAUACUUAGCCAUAGCUUCCCAACUUUAUUAUUUCUAAAAAAAAAAAAAAUAGAAGGAUUAUCCGUUUGAAAAAUGGACGGCUGGCAACCCCAGUAGCUAGCUCGUCUAGGCUGAAACGCAGUGAUCGCGAGACAUCGAAACGCAUAACCCUUUUCGGUCCAGGUUUACCGAUUUCAUUGCGUGAUCGUCGAGCUUAUCUCGACGCAGGACCGCAAAGGGUACAAAAAAGUCGGCGAGAUUCGUUUUAACGACGACAACGACGGAAUGCAUCCCCAGACGCAUCGAAGAGGAGCUCGACAGGACUGCUUUGCGUAUUAUUUUGCUAAUACUUUAAGUAAUCGCGGGAUCGCGCGAGGAAAAUUUAUACAAAAUACAGGUUAGCAACGUUAGUACGGAGAGUUUGAAUCGACGCCGAGCACAGUUGUUUCUUAAGACGUAUCUGGAAAAUAUUUGUAUGUAAAUGAAUGACGAAACAAUAAAAAAGUAUACGCUGAA
Hylaeus volcanicus is the source of this 9440-nucleotide messenger RNA. It is a transcript of the gene ena, whose product is annotated as protein enabled. The record is from RefSeq and is a predicted model, not a curated record. Bases 849 to 3065 code for a protein of 738 amino acids. Gene Ontology annotation, molecular function: SH3 domain binding. Lineage: Eukaryota; Metazoa; Arthropoda; Insecta; Hymenoptera; Colletidae. The transcript is spliced from 8 exons.